GUUCAAAGUGUUUCUAAUGUGUUUCUCUUUUUGAGCUGUUUUACAACAGAAGGUGCAACAGUAACAACAACAUAGUGUACAGGAUGUACACAAACACAUCUUUUCCAGUUUUACUACAAUUGGAAACACUAGGAUUAUCUGACGCAUAUGUUUAUCCAGCAUUUUUGUUUGGGACUUUAACAUAUAUGGUUAUUAUGUUUUUCAACUUGACGGUAUUAGCAACUAUUGCUUGGAGUAAGAAGCUGCACAAGCCGAUGUUUAUCCUGCUGUUCAACUUGCCUGUUAGUGACAUGCUCGGUGGUACAGCGUUUUUCCCUCAUCUCGUUUUCAGCAUUGUGACACAGAACAGACUGAUUUCCUAUCCUGCAUGUGUUAUUCAGGGUUUUCUGAUUCAUGUUUAUGGUACAGGAAACUUGCUGAUCUUGAGUGCCAUGGCAUAUGACAGAUAUAUUGCUAUAUGUUGUCCAUUGAGGUAUAAUGCCAUCAUGACUCCACACAACACAGUUAGAAUCAUUGUCAUAAUAUGGUUGAUCAAUUUAUCGAUAAUGGUUACGUUGUUUCUGUUGUUUGCACGGUUCAAAAUCUGCAGGACAAAUAUUGUGGAUUUGUUCUGUAACAAUCCAUCAUUAUUGAAACUGGUCUGCGAGGACAAAAGAGUGAACAACAUCUAUGGACUGUUUAAUGUAGGUUUACUCCAAGGUGGAUCACUGUUAAUAAUAAUUUAUACCUAUGCACAGAUUUUACGCACAUGUGUCAUGACUAAUCAUCCUGAAGCCAGGAAAAAAGCCCUUCAGACAAGUGGCUCACAUUUAGUUGUUUUCAUAAUCCUACAAAUCAAUACUUUUGUUACUCUUCUUGCUCAUCGUAUUGAGAGUACGUCUCCUUUUCUGAGAAGAGCUCUCGGUGUGUCAAUUUUAGUUUUUCCACCUCUUUUGGACCCAAUCAUAUAUGCACUAAAAACCAAAGAACUCAAGCAGAGCAUAAAAACUUUGCUAAAAAGAAAUGGAGCUUCAUCAGAGCUGUAA
This is a messenger RNA of Larimichthys crocea (large yellow croaker), 1025 nucleotides long. Its product is annotated as olfactory receptor 24-like. The record is from RefSeq and is a predicted model, not a curated record. The transcript has a single exon. Gene Ontology annotation, molecular function: G protein-coupled receptor activity; olfactory receptor activity; odorant binding. Lineage: Eukaryota; Metazoa; Chordata; Actinopteri; Sciaenidae. Gene Ontology annotation, biological process: detection of chemical stimulus involved in sensory perception of smell; G protein-coupled receptor signaling pathway. Gene Ontology annotation, cellular component: membrane. The coding region runs from base 84 to 1025 and encodes 313 amino acids.